Messenger RNA from Microtus oregoni (creeping vole), 3194 nucleotides. RefSeq names its product non-SMC condensin I complex subunit G (gene Ncapg). The coding region runs from base 148 to 3186 and encodes 1012 amino acids. The transcript has 21 exons. Lineage: Eukaryota; Metazoa; Chordata; Mammalia; Rodentia; Cricetidae. Gene Ontology annotation, cellular component: condensin complex; condensed chromosome; cytoplasm. The record is from RefSeq and is a predicted model, not a curated record. Gene Ontology annotation, biological process: mitotic chromosome condensation.
GUCUGUUGUCUCUCUCGGCUUCCGGGUCCCGCCUCUCGCGAAAAUCACGCUGAGUCUCGCCCUCUCGCGAGACGUGUUUCAAAACUGUGGCGGCAACCGCUUCCCGGAGGCUCGCUCACCGGUCGUGCGCGUUUGUCAUCUGGCGCCAUGGCGGCGGAGAAGAAGCGGCUUUCUGUGAAGGAGGCUUUUCGGCUGGCGCAGCAGCCGCACCAGAACCAGGCGAAGCUGGUGGUGGCGCUGAGCCGCACGUACAGCGCGGGGGAUGAUAAAACAGCUUUUCAGGAGGAGUUUGUUCAUUACCUUAAAUAUGCCCUGGUGGUAUAUAAACGCGAGCCUGCUGUGGAGAGGGUUGUCGACUUCGCUGCCAAGUUUGUUACUUCAUUUCACCAGUCUGAUCAGGAAGAAGAGGAAGAGGAAGAUGGUGGCAUUUUAAAUUAUUUGUUCACUUUUCUAUUAAAGUCUCAUGAAGCAAACAGCAGUGCAGUCAGAUUUAGAGUAUGCCAGCUCAUUAAUAAGCUUCUGGGGAGUAUGCCAGAAAAUGCCCAAAUUGAUGACGACCUGUUUGAUAAAAUUAAUGAAGCCAUGCUUAUUAGAUUGAAAGAUAAGAUUCCAAAUGUGAGAAUACAAGCGGUUUUGGCUCUCUCUCGACUCCAAGAUCCCAAGGAUGAUGACUGCCCAGUAGUUGAUGCGUAUGUUACUAUGAUAGAAAAUGAUUCAAAUUCAGAAGUUAGACGUGCAGUGUUAUCCUGUAUUGCACCAUCAGCAAAGACUUUGCCAAAAAUUGUGGGGCGUACAAAGGAUGUAAAGGAGGCUGUCAGAAAGCUGGCUUAUCAGGUGUUAGCUGAAAAAGUUCAUAUAAGAGCUAUGUCCAUUGCUCAGAGAGUACUGCUUCUUCAACAAGGUCUUAAUGACAGGUCAGAUGCUGUGAGACAAGCAGUGCAGAAGCAUCUUCUCCAAGGCUGGCUGCGCUUCACCGAAGGAAAUAUCUUGGAGUUACUUCAUCGGUUAGAUGUGGAAAAUUCUUUUGAUGUGGCAGUCUCUGUUCUUAAUUCCUUAUUCUCAGUGACUCCUCUCAGUGAACUGGUCGGAAUCUGUAAAAGCAAUGAUGACAGGAAGUUGAUUCCAGUGGAAACAUUAACUCCUGAACUUGCUUUGUAUUGGCGCACCCUUUGUGAAUAUUUGAAAUCAAAAGGAGAUGAAGGUGAAGAGUUUUUAGAGCAGAUUUUGCCAGAGCCUGUAGUAUAUGCAGAGUAUUUACUGAGUUAUGUCCAGAGCUUCCCAGUAGUUAAUGAAGAACAGAGAGGUGAUUUUACCUACAUUGGAAAUUUGAUGACAAGAGAAUUUAUAUGUCAGCAAUUGAUUCUUAUUAUAAAAUCUCUGGAUACCAGUGAAGAAGGAGGAAGGAAACGACUGCUGGCUAUUUUGCAGGAGACUCUUACACUGCCUACAACUCCAAUUUCCUUAGUUACUUUUAUUGUUGAGAUACUCCUCCACAUCAUCUUAGAUGAUAAUAAAAGGAUACAGAUUGUCACAGAAAUUAUCUCAGAGAUUCGUGCACCCAUCGUUACUGUUCGUGUUGAUCCAUCUGAUACUAGAAAAAAGGAACUCAAGAUGGCUGAAAUAAAAGUUAAGCUUAUUGAGGCUAAAGAAGCUUUGGAAAAUUGCAUUGCUGUACAGGAUUUUGACCAGGCAUCAAAAUUAAAAGAAGAGAUAAAAACUUUGGAAGAUGCCAAAAUAAACCUGCUAAAAGAGACAGAGCAACUUGAAAUUAAAGAAGUUCACACAGAAAAGAAUGAUGCUGAAACAUUACAGAAGUGUCUUAUUUUGUGCUAUGAACUGUUGAAGCAGAUAUCCAUUUCAACUGGAAUUGGUGCAACCAUGAAUGGGAUCAUUGAAUCUUUGAUUCUUCCUGGAAUAAUAAGUGUUCAUCCUGUAGUAAGAAAUCUGGCUGUUUUGUGCUUGGGAUGCUGUGGACUACAGAGUCAGGAUUUUGCAAGUAAACACUUUAUGUUAUUCUUACAGGUUUUGCAAAUUGAUGACGUCACAAUAAAAAUCAGUGCUUUAAAGGCAAUCUUUGACCAGCUGAUGACAUUUGGGAUUGAACCAUUUAAAACUAAGAAAGCUAAGACCGUCCACUGUGAAGGUGCAGACAUAAACAGUGGUGAUGAAGAAGAAGAAGAAGCAGAAGAUGCUGAAGAGACCGCCACAGCUAAAAAUGUUCUCAAACUCCUCACUGACUUCUUAGAUAGCGAGGUGUCUGAACUCAGGACAGGAGCUGCAGAAGGAUUAGCCAAGCUGAUGUUCUCUGGGCUUCUGGUCAGCAGCAGGAUUCUUUCUCGUCUUAUUUUGUUAUGGUAUAAUCCUGUGACUGAAGAGGAUGUCCGACUUCGACAUUGUCUAGGCGUGUUUUUUCCCGUGUUUGCUUUUGCAAGCAGGAUUAAUCAAGAAUGCUUUGAAGAAGCCUUUUUUCCAACUCUGCAAACGCUGGCCAGUGCCCCAGCGUCAUCUCCUUUAGCUGAAGUAGAUGUCACAAAUGUUGCUGAGUUGCUCAUUGAUCUGACAAGACCAUGCAGAUUGAAUCCUCAGGGGAAGAAUUCCCAAGAUUAUCAGGCCUUAACAGUACAUGACAAUUUGGCUAUAAAAAUUUGUAAUGAGAUCCUCACAAGUCCAUGGAAACCAGAAAAUCGGGUUUAUACAAAAGCUUUGAGUUCUAUAGAACUCAGUAGCAGUGUUACAAAAGAUCUCCUGCUUCUAUUGGAUGAGAUUCUGGAGCAAGUAACAGAUAGAACAUGUCUGAGAGCUUUGGAGAAAAUCAAGAAUCAGUUAGAAAAAGGGACUAAAGAACUGGACCAGGUUGUAGUAGCACAGGACCAAGCACAGGAUACCAACACUACUACAGCUCUUCAGAAUGAAGAUGAAGCAUAUAUGACUCCUUUGAGGGAUGUAAAAGGAGCUCAGACAUCAAAAUCCACACAACGAAAGACUAACAGAGGACGGAAAAAAGCGCCACCUUCAUCUAGGACUAACAGGAGGCGUCAGGCUCCUGAGACUGACUCCGAAAGUGAUCAUGGUGUUCCAGAACCACCUUCAGAAGUGAAGAUGAGAUUACCAAGACGAGCCAAAACAGCAGCACUAAUGAGAAGUAAACUUAGUCUUGCACAGUUUAUUAAUGAAGAUCCAAGUUAAGAGAGCUG